GCCAUGGCCAGCUCGGGGCGGCGGAGCCGGAGAAGCCCUUCUACGUGAACGUCGAGUUCCACCACGAGCGCGGCCUGGUGAAGGUCAACGACAAAGAGGUGUCGGACCGGAUCAGCUCCCUGGGCAGCCAGGCCAUGCAGAUGGAGCGCAAGAAGUCCCAGCAGGGCGCCGGGUCGGGCCUGGCGGACGCACCCAGGCCCCCUCACCGGGGGCGCUCCUCGGAGAGUGGCUGCGGCCUCGACGGCGACUAUGAGGACGCGGAGUUGAACCCCCGCUUCCUGAAGGACAACCUCAUCAACGCCAACGGCGGCAGCAGGCCACCCUGGCCGCCCCUGGAGUACCAGCCCUACCAGAGCAUCUACGUUGGGGGCAUGAUGGAAGGGGAGGGCAAGGGCCAGCUCCUGCGCAGCCAGAGCACCUCGGAGCAGGAGAAGCGCCUCACCUGGCCUCGCAGAUCCUACUCUCCUCGGAGCUUUGAGGACUGCGGAGGCGGCUACACCCCGGACUGCAGCUCUAACGAGAACCUCACCUCCAGCGAGGAGGACUUCUCCUCUGGCCAGUCCAGCCGCGUGUCCCCAAGCCCCACCACCUACCGCAUGUUCCGGGAAAAGAGCCGCUCGCCCUCGCAGAACUCGCAGCAGUCCUUCGACAGCAGCAGUCCCCCCACGCCCCAGUGUCACAAGCGGCACCGGCACUGCCAGGUUGUCGUGUCCGAGGCCACCAUUGUGGGCGUCCGUAAGACCGGACAGAUCUGGCCCACCGAUGGGGACAGCACUUUCCAUGGAGACGCAGAUGCUUCAUUCGGCACGCCACCUGGGUAUGGCUGCGCCGCAGAUCGGGCAGAGGAGCAGCGCCGGCACCAGGACGGGCUGCCCUACAUCGAUGACUCGCCCUCCUCAUCACCCCACCUUGGCAGCAAGGGCAGGGGCAGUCGGGACGCACUGACCUCAGGAGCCCUGGAGUCAGCCAAAGCGAGUGAACUGGACUUGGAAAAGGGCUUAGAGAUGAGGAAAUGGGUCCUGUCUGGAAUCCUGGCUAGCGAGGAGACUUACCUGAGCCACCUGGAGGCACUGCUGCUGCCCAUGAAGCCUUUGAAAGCUGCUGCUACCACCUCUCAGCCGGUGCUGACGAGUCAGCAGAUUGAGACCAUCUUCUUCAAAGUGCCUGAGCUCUACGAGAUCCACAAAGAAUUCUACGACGGGCUCCUCCCCCGCGUGCAGCAGUGGAGCCACCAGCAGCGGGUGGGCGACCUCUUCCAGAAGCUGAACCUGAGAGCCAGAAGCAACAAGGAUGCCAAGGAUCCAACGACCAAGAACUCUCUGGAAACUCUGCUCUACAAGCCUGUGGACCGGGUGACGAGGAGCACACUGGUCCUUCACGACUUGCUGAAGCACACUCCCUCCAGCCACCCUGACCACCCCUUGCUGCAGGACGCCCUCCGCAUCUCGCAGAACUUCCUGUCCAGCAUCAAUGAGGAGAUCACACCCCGCCGACAGUCUAUGACAGUGAAGAAGGGAGAGCACCGGCAGCUCCUAAAGGACAGCUUCAUGGUGGAGCUGGUAGAGGGCUCCCGCAAGCUGCGCCACGUCUUCCUCUUCACCGAUCUACUCCUCUGCACCAAGCUCAAGAAGCAUAGCGGAGGCAAAACCCAGCAGUACGACUGCAAAUGGUACAUUCCACUCACGGAUCUCAGCUUCCAAAUGGUGGACGAGUCAGAGGCGGCACCCAACAUCCCCCUGGUGCCAGAUGAGGAGCUGGAUGCCCUGAAGAUCAAGAUCUCCCAGAUAAAGAGUGACAUCCAAAGAGAGAAGAGGGCGAACAAGGGCAGCAAGGCCGCGGAGAGGCUGAAGAAGAAGCUGUCAGAGCAGGAGUCGCUGCUGCUGCUUAUGUCUCCCAGCAUGGCCUUCCGGGUGCACAGCCGCAAUGGCAAGAGUUACACAUUCCUCAUCUCCUCUGACUACGAGCGCGCUGAGUGGAGGGAGAACAUCCGGGAGCAGCAGAAGAAGUGUUUCAAAAGCUUCUCCCUGACAUCUGUGGAACUACAGAUGCUGACCAACUCAUGUGUCAAACUUCAGACCGUCCACAACAUUCCACUGACCAUCAACAAGGAAGAUGAUGAAUCUCCUGGGCUCUACGGGUUCCUGAAUGUCAUCGUCCACUCAGCCACUGGAUUUAAGCAAAGUUCGAAUCUGUACUGCACCCUGGAGGUGGAUUCCUUUGGGUAUUUUGUGAAUAAAGCAAAGACGCGCGUCUACAGGGACACAACUGAACCCAACUGGAAUGAGGAGUUUGAGAUUGAGCUUGAAGGCUCCCAGACCCUGAGGAUACUUUGCUAUGAAAAGUGUUACAACAAAAUAAAGAUCCCUAAGGAAGAUGGCGAGAGCACAGACAGGCUCAUGGGGAAGGGUCAGGUUCAGCUGGACCCCCAGGCCCUGCAGGACAGAGACUGGCAGCGCACCGUCAUCGCCAUGAAUGGGAUUGAAGUGAAGCUCUCGAUCAAGUUCACCAGCAGGGAGUUCAGCUUAAAGAGAAUGCCUUCCCGAAAGCAGACAGGGGUCUUCGGAGUCAAGAUUGCUGUGGUUACCAAGAGAGAGAGGUCCAAGGUACCCUACAUCGUGCGCCAGUGCGUGGAGGAGAUUGAGCGCCGCGGCAUGGAGGAGGUGGGCAUCUACCGCGUGUCCGGAGUAGCCACGGAUAUCCAGGCACUGAAGGCAGCCUUCGACGUCAACAACAAGGACGUGUCGGUGAUGAUGAGUGAGAUGGACGUGAACGCCAUUGCCGGCACGCUGAAGCUCUACUUCCGUGAGCUGCCUGAGCCCCUCUUCACCGACGAGUUCUACCCCAACUUCGCCGAGGGUAUCGCUCUUUCAGACCCUGUUGCAAAGGAGAGCUGCAUGCUCAACUUGCUGCUGUCUCUCCCAGAAGCCAACCUGCUGACCUUCCUCUUCCUUCUGGACCACCUGAAAAGGGUGGCAGAGAAGGAAGCGGUGAACAAGAUGUCCCUGCACAACCUUGCCACAGUCUUUGGCCCCACGCUGCUCCGGCCUUCAGAGAAGGAGAGCAAGCUCCCGGCCAACCCCAGCCAGCCCAUCACUAUGACCGACAGCUGGUCCCUGGAGGUCAUGUCCCAGGUCCAGGUGCUUCUGUACUUCCUGCAGUUGGAGGCCAUCCCUGCCCCGGACAGCAAGAGACAGAGCAUCUUGUUCUCCACUGAAGUCUAACAGCCCAACUUCAUCAGCAGAAGGCUGACAGAAUGGCCUGGAAACCUCUGGCAAAACAGGCCAUCUGCAGAGCGGGAACUGAACCUUCUUAAGGUGUAACUGGGCCACCCCCAAGGGUUGGGCCAUCUGCCAAGAGACAGCUCUCCACAGCAGAAGGCCAGGUAGCCUGUGCAGAUCCCGACGGUCUGUGAGCCCCAGGCUGACCUCAGACUGUGUUUUUUUUUCGCUGCCACCAGAGGGCACCCCAAGCCAGUGCAUCUCCACUGCAGGCCUGGCUCUGGGAAAUGGUGUUAAAGGAGUGGUUUUUAUGGACUUAUCAGAGUUUAAAAGAUUUCUACUGAGCCGGCUGGGUGGCUCAGCCUGUAAUCCCACCACUUUGGGAGGCCGAGGUGAGUGGAUUGC
Messenger RNA from Carlito syrichta (Philippine tarsier), 3623 nucleotides. RefSeq names its product BCR, RhoGEF and GTPase activating protein (gene BCR). Gene Ontology annotation, cellular component: membrane. The record is from RefSeq and is a predicted model, not a curated record. NCBI's taxonomy places the organism in Eukaryota, Metazoa, Chordata, Mammalia, Primates, Tarsiidae. Bases 135 to 3221 code for a protein of 1028 amino acids. The transcript is spliced from 22 exons. Gene Ontology annotation, biological process: positive regulation of GTPase activity; intracellular signal transduction. Gene Ontology annotation, molecular function: guanyl-nucleotide exchange factor activity; GTPase activator activity.